GUCUGGCCUGGCAUGCUUCUCCCUGGCUAGGCUGGCCUACGUGGAGCCGGCCGAACCAGCUGGCUCCUGGUUCUCAGCUCUCGCGGUCCAUCGCGUGGUGUUUGCGUGCCAUUCGCGAGCUCUGCCCAACAGGCCAGUGUCAGCUUCGGAGCGCUUCGGCUUGCCCCAGCGUGAGGCGGGGGCGAGGCCGCGCCCUCAAGCUCAGCCCCGCCUCUUCAUUGUCCUGUUCCCCUCUUCAACACCACCCCCCAUUGGCCCGCCCCUUGCCUUGGCUCACUUUUUCUUGGGCAGACCGGAACCUACCCUCUCCAGGGACUCCCGCCGUCUUCCUGGCUGAGUGGAUCCUGGCACCCUUGGAAGGGUGGCCACAGAAGGUCAGAAGGGGUGGGAGUGACGAGCCGGGUUCUUGCUAGGUGGAAGGGUCAGAACUUGAUCGUCUAGUACCCUGAUCCUGCGGGUACCAGCGUCUGUGUUGGGGCCCCCCCUCAGAUCUGCAUGCCCCAUGAGCUUGCUGAGCCUGUUAAGAGUUCCCUCUGGACUCAGAAAAGCAGCCUCAGCACAGCUCCCCUUCACCAAGCAACAGCCCAGCAAACGGUGCCUGGCAGAGCCAUGCUCCACAACGUCAGCCACAGCAAAGGUGCGGACUAUUCAGAUGCAUCCCUGAAGGGGAAGGAUAGGGACAGGGAAGGAAUGUGGGUAGGAGUUGGGGGAGCCCUGGCCCCCAACUCCUCCUCCCUGUUUCCGCCUGAGCCUCCAGGGUCCUCAAGCAACAUUAUUCCUGUCUACUGUGCUCUCUUAGCUACUGUGGUCCUUGGCCUGCUUGCCUAUGUGGCCUUCAAAUGUUGGCGCUCACAUAAGCAAAGACAACAGCUGGCCAAAGCUCGGACUGUAGAGCUGGGGGACCCCGACAGGGACCAGAGGCAUGGUGACAGCAAUGUCUUCGUGGACUCUCCUUGUGGUCUGGAGGCUUCCAGCCAGGGAGCGCAUCCUGACCUUGGCAGCAGACUUUACCUGCAUAUUCCUCAGCAGCAGCAGGAAGAAGUCGAGCGGCUCUUGAUGUUGGGUGAACCUUCGAAGGGCUGGCAGGGGCUGGCAAGCCACCUGGGCUACCAAGCUGAGGCUGUGGAAACCAUGGCUGGUGGCCAGGUGCCAGCCUAUACCCUGCUAAGGGACUGGGCUGCCCAAGGAGGCAGUAGAGCUACCCUCAGAGUGCUAGAGGAUGCUCUGGCUGCGAUAGGCCGAGAAGAUGUGGUCCAGGUUCUGAGCUCACCAGCUGAGGGCUUCUCUGUGGUGUGAGUGACACCUCCCAGUGCUCCCUGCACUGGCACUCAGCAUUCUCACUGCCUUGUAUCUCCUUCACAGGCUUCUAAGUACUUCUGGCUUCAGCCUGCUGUGUUGUGGCAGAGCACAGAAGAUCGAGCCAGUUCAUGUUCCUUCACCCUCCUCUCUUAAGACAGGAAGGGGAACAUGGGGGGAUGAGGGGGAGAGUGGGACAUGGCCCUGCCCACAAGUCCUCAAUCUGCCUCUCUGUUUAGCUCCAGACAGUUUUUCUAUUAUUUUUUUAAAAUCACAUAUUAAAGGCACCUUUGG
Molecule: messenger RNA, 1590 nt
Organism: Psammomys obesus (fat sand rat)
Lineage: Eukaryota; Metazoa; Chordata; Mammalia; Rodentia; Muridae
Product: death domain-containing membrane protein NRADD-like
Exons: 6
Coding region: 496-1296 (266 amino acids)
Biological process (GO): Rho protein signal transduction
Cellular component (GO): plasma membrane; cell surface
Molecular function (GO): nerve growth factor binding; coreceptor activity; death receptor activity
Source: RefSeq, a predicted model, not a curated record